Molecule: messenger RNA, 3838 nt
Organism: Leptopilina heterotoma
Lineage: Eukaryota; Metazoa; Arthropoda; Insecta; Hymenoptera; Figitidae
Gene: Nha1
Product: sodium/hydrogen exchanger 9B2
Exons: 6
Coding region: 861-2735 (624 amino acids)
Biological process (GO): proton transmembrane transport
Cellular component (GO): membrane
Molecular function (GO): antiporter activity
Source: RefSeq, a predicted model, not a curated record
CAAACUGAUGACUUAUGGAUAAAUCUUAAUUAUUUUGAAAUGAAUUUAAAUCGAUGAUUAAUGAUAUAAUUAGAGUGACAUGUGACAAAAAUGAAAAUAGAAAUAGAAAGCGAGAUAAAAUGACGUUGAAGGAAGAAGAAAAUUUGAAUAACAAAAAAUUGUAUGUGACACUAUUGAUUGUCGUGUGUGUAUUAGAUCGCAAAAAUUGUUACAAUGCUUUUGUGGGAGAAGUUCGUUUUGACUGCUAAUGAAGUUGUGCCCAUGAAAUGACGCCGAGUCGUCAUCAUCAUCAGUGUUCACUUUUUAAGCAUCUCUACACCAAUCGGCAAUCGUUCCUCAUCUACAAGAGAGGUACAUUGUCUUUAUGAAAUUUUUUAUUUCAUCACUGACUUUUCCGACAGUCUUGUUGGAAUCUUCAUCCGCAAUGCAAUCUUCAAUCUAAAGGAGGGGAAAAUUUGAAAUUUAAUUUGAAAAUUUAAAGAUUAAAAUUAGAAGAUUAAAAUUUAGAGAUUGAAAAAAGUGGUAUUGGGAUAAAAAAUCAGUGGUGAAAAGGGAAGAAAAAGAAGAAAAAGAAGAAGAAGAAGAAGAAGAAGAAAAAGAAGAAGAAGAAGAAGAAGAAGAAGAAGAAGAAGAAGAAGAAGAAGAAGAAGAAGAAGAAGAAGUGUGAUUGAAAGAUCUUGUUAAGUGGCAAAGGAGGCCAAGGUGUCCAAGACGUCAAUUGUGUGGAGCGUUAUCGUCUGAAGACAUUAGCGAAAGAAAACAAGACGUGACGUGCAUUGUAGUGACAACUCGUGACCAGUGAGGCUUAUCGGUAUAGUGGGUUCGAUUUGUGAUCGACUCUGCGAUCGACAAUAGUCCAAAUGGAGAACGAGACCGGGAGGCCGAGGCCCGAGGAACCUCCUCUCAAGAGAAGAGUGUCGAUCAGCGAUCAAGUUCUGGGUGUUGACAACCCUGCGUUCGAACAUCAUCAUCACCAUAGACGCAUAAGUGCAAGUAGUGAACAUAAUUCCGAGGCGGGUAGUAGAAAAAAAUCAAUUUUGCACCACGGCGCUAGUCACGAGAACUUGGCUCAGUACAAGUUCGACUUGGAGAACGGUCGAAUCAAUGGCAACAGGAAGAAGUCUGCAUUCAGUUUAUCCAGCUCAAUUCGAGACAAAAUCGAAUACUCCGAGGAGCUCGAAAGAUCGUGGCUGUACGUCUUUUGUUCACGAUGUCACGGUCGAGAUGACACACCUUCGUGGGAGCCGAACGGAUGGCGGAGAGCUUGUCCACAGCCGUUUUGUCCCAGUUACAGGAAAUUCGCGAGAACCCUCUGCCUCUUUCUCCUGGGACUCCUCCUAUGGGGCAUUGUGUACUCGAUUAUCGGCGAAGAUGCCGCACCAGGAGGUCCACUCUUCGGACUGGCAGCCCUCUGCAUUGCCGCACACUUUGGAGGGUGGCUCAUCUCCCUGACAACUCUUCCGGCUCUCGUCGGAAUGCUGCUGACCGGAAUCAUUCUCCAGAAUGUGGGACUGGUCAGCAUAGACGGAAAAUAUAGUGUAGUCGUCUCCAAUUUGCGAAAAAUCGCAUUGGUAAUCAUAUUGACGAGAGCAGGUCUGGAUCUUGAUCCGCGUGCUUUGAAGAGUAUGAAAAUAACUGUGCCAAAGUUAGGCCUAAUUCCCUGGUUCGUGGAGGCACUCGUCGUGGCUGUGUUGACAAGGUACUUAUUGAACUUGCCAUGGAUUUGGGGUUUUCUUCUCGGCAGCAUAAUCGCCGCCGUUUCGCCGGCAGUCGUCGUCCCCUGCCUCUUUCGACUGCGAGCCAAAGGAUAUGGAGUUGCCAAGGGUAUUCCAACGUUAAUUAUUGCAGUGGCGGGCAUAGAUGAUGCAGCCUCCGUUGCCAUCUAUGGAAUCAUCAAAAGUGUUAUGUUUUCCCAUGAUGCUCUUUGGUAUCAAAUUCUUCAGGGACCGUUGGCCAUUGUCGGUGGUCUGGGUUUCGGAAUUCUCUGGGGAUGGCUAGCGAAAUAUGUUCCUGAGAAAGGCGACCCUUUUAUGGUGCCCAUGAGGGUGCUAAUGCUGUUAGGAGGAGGACUGCUUGCAGUAUUUGGAAGUGAACGAAUUGAACUUGGAGGCGCUGGUCCUUUGGGUGUAGUAGCGGCAGCUUUUGUGAGCUGCUAUUUUUGGGAAAAACAAGGCUGGGAAGUCGAAGAUAAUCCAGUAGCUACUGCCUUUGAAAUAUUCUGGAUGAUCUUUGAGCCAAUUCUCUUUGGAAUCACGGGAACUCAAAUUAAGAUCUCCGAAUUGGAGGAAAGCACCGUUUACCUGGGACUUGGUUGCCUCGCUGCAGGGAUUAUAAUUCGCAUAUUAGCAACGAUCCUCGUGGGAAUUGGUUCGAAUUUAAAUAUGAAGGAAAAAGUGUUUAUUGCCAUUUCUUGGAUGGCGAAAGCCACAGUGCAAGCAGCUCUCGGUCCUGGCACACUCGACUGUAUUGAUGAGAAAAACGAAGAGCAAGUUCAUCACGCCGAAACGGUUUUGACAAUUUGCGUUCUAUCAAUUUUACUCACCGCACCUGUAGGAGCCAUUAUAAUAUCAUUAUCGGGACCAAAACUUUUGAAAAAGACUUCGGCACCAGUGGCCGUGACAGAUGGCUGGAGGACACGCCGACCUUCAAUUCGUGAUAUUUCAAUCAUCAAUGAAGAUCCUGACUUAGAAGAAACUGCCGAGAAUGGAAAUAGAGUCGAGAAUGGAAAAGCCUGAUAUAAAGUUGCUGAUGGCUUUUACCUAUAUAUACUUCUAUAUACAUAUGCUCUGGAAAAAAUCAAAUUUAAAUCCUCUCAAAAAGAUUUCAUAAAAGUCCUCAAUAUCCUUUUGAAAAUCGAUUCUUCAAAACCAACUUACACCUAGUAAAAAUUUUACUCCCAUUUACAAUCUAAUUUAGCAGGAAUCAUAUAAAAUAACCAGUAUUUAAUUUUAAUCUUUUUCGAGUUGAUUUUUAUCAAGAAAUUCUCAGAAAGUUUUACUCACAAUUUCAGUAGACUAUAACUUUUCGAAUUGUACAUAUUGAAAUGUAAUGAAAGAAAAAAAUUCAUCAGUGAUUUUUUUUUUUUUUUUUUGAAAAUGCGAUUUAGAUAAUAAGGAAAGAAAGUCAGAAUUUAUAAUAUGAAUAAUAUAGAAACAAUUUUUUUAAAACAACGAAAACCUGAAAUCAGAGAUUUACAACUGAUAUUUAAAACACAUAUCGACUGUAUAAAUUAAAAAAAUAUUUUUUCUAUAUAACUUUUAAAUUCUAAAAUCAUGCAAUGAUGUAAAAAAUAAUGAAAGCGUCAAUUACGUUUUAUAUGCGGAAUAAGUAUGUUGAAAUGAACGUAAAUGAAAUUAAUAAUUAAUGAAAAUGUGCUUUGAGCUUAAAUAUAAGUUCUCUUGGAGAAAGGUAUGAUAUAAAAGAAUGAGAUUCUUACAAUGUAUAGACACAUAUAAUGAAAGUUACAAAUCAUUAUUAGAGUAUAUAUAUAUUAUGUAUCUUGAUCUGAACGUGAAAGAAAUAUAAUUAGGGGUGUUUCAUUUGAUCAUAAAAAGACUUCUAAUUCUUAAUCUUUUCUGAGUCUUUAUACAUAUACAUAUAUGUAUAUGUACCUUAUAUAUAAGUAAUAGAUCUUCGGAAAUAACGCAAUACACUAUAUAUAUAUAGUAUUUUAUGUAGAUAAAUAUACAUAUAUUCUUUUAACUCUUCUGUAUAGUAGUGAGAAUUGUAACAAAUUAUUUGAAAACUGUCAAUUUUUAUUUUUCAAAAAUUGAGUAUAUGUAUAGUGAAAUUGCGAUAAACUCUGGAAUAAGGAUGUGAUAAUUGUUAAAUAAAAGUA